CUAUAUUUCCUGCCGUCAAGCGGAAGCAUUCAACAGCGAAGUGAAAGUAAAACAGAUACUGGUCGUUUGGAGCCAGAGAGAAAAGGCUGCAUUUCAAAAUAAAUGUUAAAUAAUGUAACGCAGCUAACUCAGGUGUUUCACAGAGCGCGGGACAUGCCUCUUUUGUCGGUUCAUCUUGAAUAACCUGUAGUUAAGAUGGAUGAAACGAUGGACUCUCAGAGAAGUGUGACCGGUGAAGUCAUCCCAGAGGACGUAAACAAUGAUGCACCACAACCAAACUUAACAGAUGGAGAAGAUGAGUCAUUUUGUGGACAGCAGAAGCCUGAUACUGCAAAAGACUCUGCACCAUCAGAGAACACACAGGACGACAUAGCAUCUCAGAAUUCAGUGGACUGUGGGUCUGCAGGAGGGUCGGAUGAAUCUGGCCUUGCCGAGAGCAGCAGAAGUAACGCGGCUCAAACACACUGUUCUAAUGGACAGAAAUGUAAGAGGCCCAGUUCACCUGGUCCCCAUCCUGUUAAAACCACCUGCAUUGAUGUACAGUCUCCAAACCCCAAGCUGACCCUCUGUCUCAGUAUUAGUCCCAGAAAGGGUGUGAGCAAACCCAGUGAUGUGGAGAUGCUGAGUCCUGACAGUCCGGUCUGUAAAACCAUGCUCACCAGCAUCUCUGCAGACAAGGAUCAUGAUGGCGGUGCUUGUGUGGAGGACUCUGGCUCCGCAAAGGCUCAGGAAGUGGAAUCACAGCCGUCUGUCAAAGACUCUGACUCUGGAAUGUCGGCCAAAGAAGGAACCCCACACCUGGUUGCCACGGGGACUGAGGUAGCAGAGUGCAGUGGCUCAUCUGAUAUGAGCCAGGAAUUAAUCAGUAACCAGCCAGGUGAAAGUAUUUCAUUUGCAUUGCAUGGCAUGGACAAAGGAUGGUUGGGGACCUCCAUAGAUGAGCUGAACAGAAUGCCCCAGUGUGCCCCCCCUCUCUCUCACCUGAAAGUAGUGCCUAACCACACUGUCACAAUCCGGACUGAUCUCCUUAGAGAGGGAGAGGUCCCUGUGCCGUAUCCCUCAAAGUUCAAAGAUGCGUGGGAGGAUAUGUCAGUGAAGAUGCCCUGCUCUGAGAAGAACCUGUUUCCUAUGGAGACUGAGGACGGAGGUGUCCAAAGUCGGUGGGAUCUGAUCCACACUUCCUUGCGGGGAGGGUUCAAAAGUUCUCUGGAUGUGAGGGAUGCAAUAUUGAGAUACAACACAACACAUGCAAAGAAAUGGGACUUCACUGCACUGAACCUUCUUUGCACGGAGUAUCUUGAGCACUGCGAGGUACAGCACCUGUUUGAGGCCAUUUUACCUGCCAUGGUUGAACUGGCACUCAGCGCUCCUCGUCUCUGCACAUUGCCAAUUCCCCUGCUGAAGUCAAGGAUGAACCACUCACUGACUCUGUCUCAGGAGCAAAUUGCCUGUCUUUUGGCCAAUGCCUUCUUCUGCACAUUCCCCCGACGCAACUCCCGCAAGUCGGAGUACUGCAAUUAUCCUGAGAUCAACUUCUACAGGUUAUUUGAAGGUUCUUCUUCAAGAAAGAUCGAGAAAUUGAAAACACUGCUGUGUUACUUCAGGAGAGUUUCACAAACCAAGCCCAAGGGUCUUGUUACCUUCACAAGACAAACACUGAACAAUCUUCCAAACUGGGAAAGCUGUCAGACUCAACUGACGCGUCUACACAUCACCUGUGAGGGGACGAUUGAGGACAACGGAUACGGGAUGCUGCAGGUGGACUUUGCAAAUAGGUUUGUCGGUGGAGGAGUAACGGGACAUGGACUGGUGCAGGAAGAAAUCAGGUUCCUCAUCAACUCUGAACUAAUCGUCUCUCGUCUUUUUACUGAAUGUCUGGAGCCCAAUGAAUGCCUCAUCAUAACAGGCACUGAACAGUACAGCAAAUAUUCUGGUUAUGCUGAGAGUUACAAGUGGAAGGAGAGCUACAAGGAUGAAACGCCCAGGGACGACUGGCAGAGACGAUGCACAGAGAUCGUGGCCAUUGAUGCUCUUAGAUACAGAAAUUUCUUUGAGCAGUUUCUCCCAGAGAAGAUGACCAGAGAGCUCAACAAGGCGUAUUGUGGAUUCUUCAGAAAUCACGCCAACAAGCGGCCCCUUUCUGCAGUCGCCACGGGCAACUGGGGUUGUGGAGCUUUUGGUGGAGACACACGACUCAAAGCACUGAUUCAGUUGAUGGCUGCGGCAGAGGCCGGUCGAGACGUGGCUUACUUCACAUUCGGUGACGCUCAGCUCAUGAGAGACGUCAACGAAAUGCACACGUUCCUCACCGAGAAACAAGUCACCGUUGGACGGCUUUACAGCCUUUUGAACCAGUACUCGAGCGUGGUGUGUAAGAGCUGCCGCACGCCUCGGCCUGACGUCAGUCUCUACAGUUUCAUCCACAAGAAGGUCUCCUCUCCAGCAACAGCCGACGCCUCAGACACAGACAGAAUUCUGGGAUGUCGCCUGUAACGUCAGACUUUCAUUAACAUGGGGAGAGGUGACUCAUCCUCCCUCCACCUGUCUCUUUGCAAAACAGAGACUCCAGGUUCAAAGACCUCAAUGUGCUCUCAGUGUUGUGCUCACAAUCACUUUUUUCUCUCACACACACACACACACACACACACACACACACACACACACACACACACACACACACACACACACACACACACACACACAAACACACACUCUCCAUUUUAAAUUUUCGAUCCUAACAUACAAACUACCGAAACACAGUUUUGCCUUUCUCGCUGAUGGUGUUAUAGGAGACUCCGGAUGUGGUGAAAUGUUUCAGAGACUUAUAGCAAUAGUAAAUCCUGGUUGCUGUUAGGCCUUUCUCUAGACUAAAUGUGAUGUGGAGUUCUUUAGUUUUUACACACUUAUUACAAAUAUGGCCAAAUAGUCAUCAUAUGCAUGGUUGUGGACACUUUUCACUACGGAUAAUCCUGGUUAUCUCGUCUUAUAUUGUGUUUGCUAAUCUUUUUUGAAUUAGUCAUUUUCUCGAUUUUACCAUACCCAGGCUGUGGUGAGGUUCCUAAAUCCAGAGAGAUGAUGAGAUGCCAUACUGUAGUCUAUGCAUGGGUCACAUUUAUGUAUCAAGUAUUCUACAAACAUAUGCUGCUCUUUUCGAUCCUCUAGGGAUGUCGAAGUUCAACACACAUAUGGUCCUUCAGGUUUCUAUCAAUACAAAUGAAAAUUAUCAAUAAAACGGUCCCUAGUAUGAGAAUCAUUUCAGACAGUGGAUUAUAUUCUGAUUGAUGUAAUCGAGUGGGGACCGAGAUCAGUCCUCACUCUAUGUUCCGUGUGAAGCACAGUAUUGAUACUGCAUUAAAAACAAAUAAAGAGGGGAGCAGAUAAAGAAUGAAUUGCACGCAAAAUAUUAUUUUUGUCAAUGUUUUAACCCAACAUUUACUUUGGGAAUGUGAUUGUUUUUUAUUAUUAUUAUUAUUAUUAUUAUUAUCAUUAUCAAUAUUCACAGUAUUUCCUGAUUUACAAUGGAUUCUGUUUAAUUAUGGAUACACAGAUUUAAGACUGUAAAUGUAUUGAAUAGUACUGUAUGCUAGGUUUUUAGGUUGUACUAUUUUUAUUAUAAUUUCUUAAUUAAAGUAUAUACUGUUCAAA
This is a messenger RNA of Hippoglossus stenolepis (Pacific halibut), 3645 nucleotides long. RefSeq names its product poly (ADP-ribose) glycohydrolase a (gene parga). Gene Ontology annotation, biological process: regulation of DNA repair; ATP generation from poly-ADP-D-ribose; nucleotide-sugar metabolic process. Bases 196 to 2493 code for a protein of 765 amino acids. Gene Ontology annotation, molecular function: poly(ADP-ribose) glycohydrolase activity. Gene Ontology annotation, cellular component: nucleus; cytoplasm. Lineage: Eukaryota; Metazoa; Chordata; Actinopteri; Pleuronectiformes; Pleuronectidae. The record is from RefSeq and is a predicted model, not a curated record. The transcript is spliced from 18 exons.